Molecule: messenger RNA, 2235 nt
Organism: Dunckerocampus dactyliophorus (ringed pipefish)
Lineage: Eukaryota; Metazoa; Chordata; Actinopteri; Syngnathiformes; Syngnathidae
Gene: mapk14a
Product: mitogen-activated protein kinase 14a
Exons: 12
Coding region: 74-1327 (417 amino acids)
Biological process (GO): intracellular signal transduction; protein phosphorylation
Cellular component (GO): cytoplasm; nucleus
Molecular function (GO): MAP kinase activity; ATP binding
Source: RefSeq, a predicted model, not a curated record
GCAGUGUGAGUGAAGCAGUCGGAGUUCGAGUGGGCGAGCGUGGAACAAACAACGUGAAUGUUUUUAGGCGUGCAUGCAUCCAACGGGAAUUUUGCAAUAUUUCGCAACUCGAACGUUCCACUGCACAAGGUUGUCGGACGGCGCGGAAAAAACAUUUGUCUUCCCAUUUGGUAACUUUAGAGAAGUUGAAGUCCGGGCUGAGUGCAGACAGACGAGUCGGUGGUCGGCAACUACCUUUGCAGGGAUGUCGCAGAAAGAGAGACCCAAGUUUUAUCCACAGGAGGUCAACAAGGCGAUAUGGGAAGUCCCGGAGCGCUACCAGAACCUGUCUCCAGUCGGCUCUGGCGCCUAUGGAUCCGUUUGUUCAGCUGAUGAUAUGAAGACGGGCAUGAAAGUGGCGGUUAAGAAGCUCUCCAGGCCGUUUCAGUCCCUCAUUCAUGCCAAGCGCACUUACAGAGAGCUGCGUUUGCUGAAGCACAUGACGCAUGAAAAUGUGAUUGGCCUCUUUGAUGUUUUCAGCCCCGCUACCAGUUUGAAGGAGUUCACUGAUGUAUACCUGGUGACUCACUUAAUGGGCGCUGAUCUCAACAACAUAGUGAAAUGUCAAAAACUCACAGAUGACCACGUUCAGUUCCUCAUAUACCAGAUCCUCAGAGGGUUAAAGUACAUCCACUCAGCAGACAUCAUUCACAGAGAUCUGAAACCCAGUAACCUGGCAGUGAAUGAGGACUGCGAGCUAAAGAUUUUGGACUUUGGCUUGGCGCGACACACCAACGAUGAGAUGACCGGCUAUGUGGCCACCCGCUGGUACCGUGCUCCAGAGAUCAUGUUGAACUGGAUGCAUUAUAACAUGACAGUGGAUAUUUGGUCGGUGGGGUGUAUAAUGGCAGAACUUCUCACUGGAAGAACUUUGUUCCCUGGAACUGACCACAUAAACCAACUUCAGCAGAUAAUGCGGUUAACAGGAACGCCCCCCGCAUCGCUAAUAAACAGGAUGCCCAGCCAUGAGGCCAGGAACUACAUCAGCUCCUUGCCACACAUGCCCAAGAGGAAUUUUGCUGAUGUGUUUAUUGGAGCCAACCCGCAAGCUGUUGACCUUCUUGAGAAAAUGCUGGUUCUGGAUACCGACAAGCGUAUAACAGCCGCAGAGGCUUUGGCACACCCAUACUUCACUCAGUACCACGACCCAGAUGAUGAGCCAGAGGCUGAGCCGUACGACCAGAGCUUUGAGAGCCGUGACCUACCAAUUGAAGAGUGGAAACGAUUAACCUACGAGGAAAUGUGCAGUUUUGAGCCGCCGAUCUUUGAAGAGGACGACAUGGAGUAACUAAGUGCCUCCUUACAACAGCAUCUGACAAUGUGUACAUUUGCAUUAGCGUUAUACUCUCAGACACACAGUGCCAGCCAGCAUUUUAUUACUGUUUUAACUAUCGGUGGUAAACAUUCAACCACUAAUUAUGAUGUUGCUUCUUGACAUCAUUUAAGUUAAUUUAAUUUUCAUCUAGUCUUUGUUGGGUGAUUAAAAUUUUGACAUUACUGUGACACUUGGAUGCUGAAAAACCUGGACCUAUAGAGCUGUGCUACUUUGUUUUAAGAUUUCUGUUUGAGUAAGUGUUUGUGUUGCACAGUAAGAAGUAGAAAUGCAUAUCUGCCAUUGUCCCUACAACAACUGAAAUCGUAAUAAGCGCUUUGCAUUAGACCAUAAAUAUUUCACCAAAUUGUAGGUGCAACUGUUUCCAAAUUUGGGAGCUAUGUUGUUUUUUUUUAUUUUACAAUGUAAUGCAUAUUUCACACUAGAGGGCUUCACAUGAUAUUCCUAGUAUCUGCUAUGUAGGGAGCAUGCUCUUCAACAAGGUACCCAUUAUAGAAGGUUAUUAAGGACUGCAUAGUCAGCUCAGGAAUGUGUACAUGUGCCAAUUUUAAAGUUAUUUUUGUUUGUUAUUUUUGAUUAUCUGUCAAAAAUUGUGUGUUUAGUGGUUUGCUGAUAUUUUUAAGCAUCACGCUUCAAUAGAAAUACUGCUUAAAUGUGUAAAGAGUUAUUUCAGAUCUAUUUAUACUUUGUGGAGGGUGUAUUUAUAUAUUCCAAAUGAGAAAUCUCAUAAACUAUUUCAGUCUGACAGUGAAGCUACUCUUCAGUCUUUUGUCAUGCAAUACUGCAAUACUGUUUUUACGACUGUUCUGUUUUGUAUUUUCUCUACAGAUAUUGCUGAAUUCAAUAAAACGUUGUGAUUCUGA